Phacochoerus africanus (Common warthog) is the source of this 2070-nucleotide messenger RNA. RefSeq names its product UDP-glucuronate decarboxylase 1 (gene UXS1). The record is from RefSeq and is a predicted model, not a curated record. The transcript has 15 exons. The coding region runs from base 1 to 1368 and encodes 455 amino acids. Gene Ontology annotation, biological process: D-xylose metabolic process. Gene Ontology annotation, cellular component: cytoplasm. Gene Ontology annotation, molecular function: NAD+ binding; UDP-glucuronate decarboxylase activity. NCBI's taxonomy places the organism in Eukaryota, Metazoa, Chordata, Mammalia, Artiodactyla, Suidae.
AUGCGCACGGGCCCGACCGGCAGGAAGCGGGCGUGGGGCGGGGCCUCCGGGCCGCCCCCGCCGCCGCCGCGCACGGAGCCCAGCGGCCGCAGCGCGCGGCCCGGGAUGCUGAGCCAGGCGCUACUGCGCCUCGCGUCCGCCGUCAGCCGCAGGAGGAUGAAGCUGCUGCUGGGCAUCGCGCUGCUCGCCUACGUGGCCUCUGUUUGGGGCAACUUGGUUAACAUGAGGUCCAUCCAGGAGAAUGGCGACCUCAGGAUCGAAAGCAAAAUUGAAGAGAUUGUUGAACCACUGAGAGAGAAAAUCAGAGAUUUGGAAAAAAGCUUCACCCAGAAAUACCCGCCAGUAAAAUUUUUAUCAGAGAAGGACCGUAAGAGAAUUUUGAUAACUGGAGGUGCAGGGUUCGUGGGCUCCCACCUCACGGACAAGCUCAUGAUGGACGGCCAUGAGGUGACCGUGGUGGACAACUUCUUCACGGGCAGAAAGAGGAACGUGGAGCACUGGAUCGGCCACGAGAACUUCGAGCUUAUCAACCAUGACGUGGUGGAGCCCCUCUACAUCGAAGUGGAUCAGAUCUACCACCUGGCCUCCCCAGCCUCGCCGCCCAACUACAUGUACAACCCCAUCAAGACGCUCAAAACCAACACCAUCGGGACGCUGAACAUGCUGGGGCUGGCCAAGCGCGUCGGGGCGCGUCUGCUCCUGGCUUCCACCUCGGAGGUGUACGGAGACCCUGAGGUCCACCCACAGACAGAGGACUACUGGGGCCAUGUGAAUCCUGUAGGACCCCGAGCCUGCUACGAUGAGGGCAAACGCGUCGCUGAGACCAUGUGUUAUGCCUACAUGAAGCAGGAGGGCGUGGAGGUGCGUGUGGCCAGGAUCUUCAACACCUUCGGGCCUCGGAUGCACAUGAACGAUGGCCGGGUGGUCAGCAACUUCAUCCUGCAGGCGCUGCAGGGAGAGCCGCUCACGGUGUAUGGAUCCGGGUCGCAGACGCGCGCUUUCCAGUAUGUCAGCGACCUGGUGAAUGGCCUGGUGGCGCUCAUGAACAGCAACGUCAGCAGCCCCGUCAACCUGGGGAACCCAGAGGAACACACCAUCCUAGAGUUCGCUCAGCUAAUUAAAAACCUCGUUGGCAGUGGGAGUGAAAUUCAGUUUCUGUCUGAAGCCCAGGAUGACCCCCAGAAAAGGAAGCCGGACAUCAAGAAAGCCAAGCUGAUGCUGGGCUGGGAACCGGUGGUCCCGCUGGAAGAAGGGUUAAACAAAGCGAUUCACUACUUCCGGAAAGAACUUGAGUACCAGGCCAAUAACCAGUACAUCCCCAAACCAAAGCCCGCCAGAAUAAAAAAAGGACGGACGCGCCAUAACUGAACACUUUUACCUCUUGGGACAAGAGAUGCCAUUUCACACUUUAAUAGGAUGUGUUUUUCUUUUUCGUUUUUUAAAGAAAGACUUAAAACAGGUGUCAUGAAGAACCAACUGGAAAUCAUUCUGAAGCUUGCUUUAAGAAAUGGAUGUGCCUAAAAACUCCCUAAACAACUGCAGAAUUUUGCCUUGCACUUUUUAAAUCUGUCUUUUUAUGUAACAUAGCAUCGAUGCACCUCUGUGUGUUUUCAAGUUUUUUACCUUGCUGUGAGAGCCUCUGUUGUGACUGUCGUCGACAGUUUUAUUUACUGGUUUCUUUGUGAAGCUGAAAAGGAACAUUAAAAUGGGGUUUAAAUGCCGAUUUAUUUAUAACGUGGGUUCUUAGACGUUCUGCUAUAUGCAUAGAGGAGAAGCAGCAGCCUCCGCAGUAUUGGCGGCGGGGGGGCUGGCACACCACAUUUAAUCUCGGGCAGAUAAAAGAAUUCGGCUUGAGAGCUUUGUGUUUCUUUUCAUUCAGAAUUUUCCCAAGGUCCGGUUUUUAGUUGCAACCUUGACUUUGAGAUUUUUCUGUUGGUUAUCACGAUCAAGGAUAUUUGAAAUCACUACUGUGUUGUGCUGCAUACUGGGGGGGGGCGGGGGGAAACAGAGUUAACAUAUUCUUGGUUAACAGUGGUUAAAUAUGCUAUUUUAAUAAAAUAUUGAAACUCA